Molecule: messenger RNA, 738 nt
Organism: Sphenostylis stenocarpa
Lineage: Eukaryota; Viridiplantae; Streptophyta; Magnoliopsida; Fabales; Fabaceae
Source: the annotation of a GenBank genome assembly
AUGGAGAGUGGAAACGAGGAGUUGGAGAUGGGAGGGUCUAAUGGGGUUGCAGCGAGCUCACGGUGGAACCCUACAAAAGAGCAAAUAAGCAUGCUAGAGAACCUGUAUAAGCAGGGAAUAAAGACUCCCAGUGCUGAGGAGAUACAGCAGAUAACUGCUAGGCUUAGGGUGUAUGGUCACAUCGAAGGAAAGAAUGUCUUCUACUGGUUUCAGAAUCACAAAGCUAGGCAGAGACAGAAGCAGAAGCAAGAAACCAUCGCUUACUUCAAUCGCUUUCUUCAUACUCCCCAGCCCUUUUCUUCUCCGCCAAUUUGCCCAAAUGGCCUGUGCCCCCCAUAUUGCAUACCUCAGGCACAGAAUGAAGUUGGGUUUUAUCCCCCACAUCCAAAGGUGCUUGUACCCGUAGGUUUUAGGAGGAGCCCAUCUGAGAUAUUUGUGCCCACAGGCAUGUCAAACACGAUCAGCAAUGGCCCGCUUGUAUGCGAUGGCAUGCAACAGAGAAUCUCGGAUUGUAACUUCAGCUACAGUAACCAAGAAACGUUGGAUCUCUUUCCUCUGCACCCAACUGGUAUUUUGGAAGGGAAAACAACAGACCAGGUGUCUUCUCUGGCUUCAGUUUCUGCUGAUAGCUCCACUGAUACACCUUCUACGCCUUCUCCUGAUAUCAACGAAGAUGAUACUUCUCCACUAAACCAACCCUUUUUCGAUUUUUUUACUACUUCUGGACAAGGUUCUUAA